AUUCGAAAGCGACACCAAGAACGCAAAGACAAGAAGAAGGCAGUUCGCCAGACCGCACAACGUAGCGAACAGCUUCAGUCCGAUACCAACCAAACACCUGUCGAGCCCACAACACCCACUCCAACCCAUCACCUCCCCUUCUCAGGUCCAACUCGAUUCUUCUCACUCCGCCGCAAACGCGGCGUAAGCAUCGGCAUGUCCACCUACGAGCAACUCCCCGACGGCGUAGAGCCAGCGUUAAUCGAUCACUCCUGCCGCCUAAUGCAACGUCCCAGCAGAGAAGAGCUACGGAGUAGCUCUCCCUUCGCCACACCCCCACCCGCUGGUGCUGACGCAACCUCAACCCCAACCCAAGACACCAGCCCCAAAACCUGGCUCAGCCGUGUAGGCGGCUCCCUCCGCCGCAAGCCAAGCGGCAUACGCUCAGCCUUCUCCUACACGCUGCCUCGGAACUGGAAGACCAACAACAACAACACCGGUGUCAGUGCAAAAGCGCUCGCAGAAACAGCACACGAGUACAAAAAGUCCCAAAUCCAACGUCUCAACCCCAGCGACAUCGACGCCGCCAACGACGACGGCCGUGGAAGAAGCCCCCUCCCGCACCACUGGCGCGAGCAAUCCAGUUCCUCGGUCUCACACUCACGCGAUGGAGUCGUGAACAGGAUGAGCGAUACCACUACUACUACUAUGGAAGGAAGUGAGAUGGGGGAUUGGAUUGAUCCGGAUGAGGAGAGAAGGGAGCAGGAGUUUGAGGACUGGAUCGUGCAUAAUAGGUUGUUUGUUGAGGGGGAGGGGCUGGAUGAGGCGAGUAGAAGGGUGUCGAGGGUGAGUGCGGUGUCGAAGAGGAGGUAUAGUGAUUAUUAG
Messenger RNA from Alternaria novae-zelandiae, 864 nucleotides. RefSeq lists its product as uncharacterized. NCBI's taxonomy places the organism in Eukaryota, Fungi, Ascomycota, Dothideomycetes, Pleosporales, Pleosporaceae. The record is from RefSeq and is a predicted model, not a curated record. The annotation marks the transcript as partial. The transcript has a single exon.